This is a messenger RNA of Microsporum canis CBS 113480, 1563 nucleotides long. RefSeq names its product fumarate hydratase. Gene Ontology annotation, molecular function: fumarate hydratase activity. Gene Ontology annotation, cellular component: tricarboxylic acid cycle heteromeric enzyme complex; mitochondrion. The transcript is spliced from 5 exons. Gene Ontology annotation, biological process: fumarate metabolic process; malate metabolic process; tricarboxylic acid cycle. The record is from RefSeq and is a predicted model, not a curated record. The coding region runs from base 1 to 1563 and encodes 520 amino acids. NCBI's taxonomy places the organism in Eukaryota, Fungi, Ascomycota, Eurotiomycetes, Onygenales, Arthrodermataceae.
AUGCUUAAUUCCACGUCCCUUCGAGCCCUCGGGCGUGUCGCAUCGAAACCCGCAGCUCGAUCGUUCGUUUCUCAUCAUACUCUCCACCUUCGGAACUCCUGCGGCCGCUCUAUAAGUAGUGCCCUCCGCCCGUCGUCUGUCUCGAAUAAGUGCCAGUUUACCGGAUACAACGUCAGAGGAUUCGCUUCUACCGCAAGAAUGAUGGUUCCUGGAGAUAAAUACUGGGGAGCCCAGACUCAGAGGUCCCUUGGGAACUUUGAUAUUGGACAACCACAGGACCGCAUGCCCACUCCGAUUGUGCGUGCCCUCGGUAUCCUCAAGGGUGCUGCUGCCACUGUGAACAUGAGAUAUGGACUCGACCCUGUUAUUGGCAAGGCGAUCCAGCAGGCCGCUGCUGAGGUUGCGGACCUCAAACUGGUCGACCACUUCCCUCUCGUUGUCUGGCAGACCGGCUCUGGCACCCAGUCCAACAUGAACGCCAACGAGGUUAUUUCCAACCGUGCCAUUGAGAUCCUGGGAGGAACCAUGGGCAGCAAGAAACCCGUCCACCCAAAUGACCACGUCAACAUGUCCGCCUCAUCCAACGACACCUUCCCUACCGUCAUGCACAUUGCUGCCGUUCUGGAGCUCGAGGACUCCCUCCUACCAGCCUUGACCAGCCUCAGGGACGCCCUGCAGAAGAAAGUAGACCAAUUCAACGACAUCAUCAAGAUUGGCAGAACCCACUUGCAGGAUGCCACUCCCCUCACUCUCGGCCAGGAGUUCUCCGGCUAUGUAUCUCAGCUCCAGCGCAACAUUACUCGCGUUGAGAAUUCCCUGCCUGAUCUCCGAUUGCUUGCUCAGGGAGGUACCGCCGUCGGUACCGGUCUCAACACCUUCAAGGGCUUCGAUGAAGCCAUUGCCGAGGAGGUCAGCAAGAUGACCGGCAAGCAGUUCAAGACCUCGCCAAAUAAGUUCGAGGUCCUUGCUGCUCACGACGCUGUUGUUGAAGCUUCAGGCGCACUCAACACCCUCGCCGCCUCUCUCUUCAAGAUUGCCCAGGAUAUUCGCUUCCUCGGUUCUGGUCCUCGCUGCGGUCUUGGUGAGCUCCAGCUCCCCGAGAACGAACCCGGUUCCUCCAUCAUGCCUGGAAAGGUUAAUCCUACCCAGUGCGAGUCUCUCACCAUGAUCUGCGCCCAGGUUAUGGGCAACCAUGUCGCCACCACCGUUUCCGGAAUGAACGGUAACUUUGAGCUCAAUGUGUUCAAGCCAGUCAUGAUCCGCAACCUGCUUCAUAGCGUUCGCAUCUUGAGUGACGGAAUGAAGUCGUUCGAGAAGAACCUCGUGGUUGGCCUCGAGGCCGACCGCAAGAGAAUUGACGCUCUUUUGCACGAGAGUCUCAUGCUUGUCACCUGCCUAAACCCCGUUAUUGGUUACGAUAUGGCGUCCAAGGUUGCCAAGAAUGCCCAUAAGAAGGGUCUUACCCUGAAGCAGAGUGCCAUGGAACUCAAGGCUCUCAGCGAGGAAGACUUUGACAAGCACGUUCGACCGGAACUGAUGAUUAGCCCCAAGGAUCGCAAGUAA